Saccharomycopsis crataegensis is the source of this 858-nucleotide messenger RNA. RefSeq names its product telomerase inhibitor. The coding region runs from base 1 to 858 and encodes 285 amino acids. Gene Ontology annotation, cellular component: nucleolus. The transcript has a single exon. The record is from RefSeq and is a predicted model, not a curated record. Lineage: Eukaryota; Fungi; Ascomycota; Saccharomycetes; Ascoideales; Saccharomycopsidaceae. Gene Ontology annotation, molecular function: nucleic acid binding.
AUGGGUCUUGCCGCUGCUAAGAGUAAACAGAGAUUUGGUUUGGAUCCAAGAAAUACAAAUUGGUCCAAUGACACUGGUCGUUUCGGUGCCAAACACUUGACGAAAUAUGGUUGGAAACCAGGUCAAGGUCUUGGAUUAGUAUCUCAUGCUACGGUCACCCAUGUUAAAGUUGCUGUGAAAGAUGAUAGAAAAGGUUUGGGAUCCAAAUUGGCGAAGAAACAUAAAAAUCAAGAUAUGAACGACGAUAUUGUGGGGCUUGAUGUUUUCCAAAGAAUUCUUGGUAAAUUGAAUGGUAAGGAAGACGAAAUCAGCGAUGAACUUGAAAGACAAAGAAAAGAUAAAAUCAUAAAUGGGUCUUGGGGUAUAUCCUUUAUAAAAGCAGAAACAUUGGAGAGUACAUGGGACGCCGAAAAGAAGAGGUUUGUAACGAGCAAGGAAGAAUUAUCAUCAAACAAGAGAUCACGAAGUGAAAUCGAAGAUGAUGAAACUGAGCCUGAAUCAAAGCACAAAAGAUCGAAAAAAGACAAGAAGGAUAAAAAGAAGCAAGAAAAAAAGGACAAGAAGGAUAAGAAAGAGAAGAAGGAUAAGAAAGAGAAGAAGGAUAAGAAAGACAAAAAAGACAAAAAAGACAAAAAAGACAAAAAGGACAAAAAGGACAAGAAAGACAAAAAGGACAAGAAAGACAAAAAGGACAAGAAAGACAAAAAAGACAAAUCCAGCAGUCCAUCUUCCACUUCUGAAGCUACCGAACGAAUUGUUUCCUCCCGUUUAGCAGCAAGAUCCAGAUAUAUCAGACAAAAGAAGGCAGCUACUAUGGAUGACAAAGCCAUGAGAGAAAUCUUUAUGAUUCCAAAUUGA